Molecule: messenger RNA, 1977 nt
Organism: Hippocampus comes (tiger tail seahorse)
Lineage: Eukaryota; Metazoa; Chordata; Actinopteri; Syngnathiformes; Syngnathidae
Gene: cyp19a1a
Product: cytochrome P450, family 19, subfamily A, polypeptide 1a
Exons: 9
Coding region: 115-1689 (524 amino acids)
Biological process (GO): female gonad development; response to estradiol
Cellular component (GO): endoplasmic reticulum
Molecular function (GO): heme binding; aromatase activity; iron ion binding
Source: RefSeq, a predicted model, not a curated record
GUUGCCCUGACCUGGCUCAUAACCAACGUCGACAGCCAAUAAAGAAGAAGCACUUGUGCUUGCGCAACUUUCAUCGCGGAGUUUGCGUCCUGCGUCUUUUCAAUCCACCUUCUUAUGGAGCUGAUCUCUGCUUGUGAACGGACCAUGACUGUGGUUGACUUUGAGGCGAUAGCGUCCGAACUGGUGCCCACGUCCCAGAAUGCAACUGUGGGAGCAGCGGUUGGGAUUUCCCUGGCAACCAGAACUCUGCUUUUACUCGUCUGUCUACUGCUGUUGGCUUGGGGACACAUGGACAAGCGACGCGUACCAGGUCCAUAUUUUUGCCUGGGAUUGGGGCCACUUCUUUCAUAUGUGAGAUUUAUUUGGACGGGCAUCGGCACAGCCAGCAAUUAUUACAACGACAAGUAUGGUGACAUUGUCAGAGUUUGGAUUGAUGGGGAAGAGACUCUCAUUCUCAGCAGAGCAUCGGCGGUGCACCACGUUUUAAAGCAUGGACACUACACCUCGCGGUUUGGGAGCAAAUUAGGACUAAGCUGCAUCGGCAUGAACGAGAGGGGGAUUAUAUUUAACAACAAUGUCACCCAGUGGAAAAAGACACGCAGCUAUUUCACCAAAGCCUUGACAGGCCGGGGCCUUCAACAGACCUCGGAGGUGUGCGUCUCCUCGACGCAGAAACACCUGGAGAACUUGAGGAAGGCUGCGGGAGGGGAUGCAUUGACAAACGUGGAUGUCCUCAGUCUGCUCCGCUGCACUGUGGUCGACAUCUCCAAUAGACUCUUCUUGGAUGUGCCCUUCAAUGAAAAAGAGCUAAUGCAGAAGAUUCUGAAGUAUUUCGAGACAUGGCAGAGCGUCCUGAUCAAACCAGACGUCUACUUUAAACUUGACUGGAUUUACCAAAGGCACAAGACAGCAGCCCAGGAGCUCCAAGAUGCCAUCGAGGGCCUUGUGGAGCAUAAAAGAAGAGAAAUGGACCAGGCGGAUAAACUGGACAACAUCAACUUCACUGCCGAGCUCAUAUUCGCACAGAAUUGCGGCGAAAUUUCUGCUGAGAACGUGACUCAGUGUGUGCUGGAGAUGGUGAUCGCCGCACCGGACACUCUAUCGGUCAGCCUCUUCUUCAUGCUGCUGCUUCUCAAACAGCAUCCGCAUGUGGAGCUGCAGCUCCUCCAGGAGAUAGACAGUGCCUUGGGUGACCGACCCCUGCAAAACGAUGACCUUAACAAGCUGCAAGUUCUGGAGAGCUUCAUCAAUGAAUGCUUGCGUUACCACCCAGUGGUAGACUUCACCAUGCGGCGUGCACUGUCUGACGAUGUCAUUGAUGGCUACAGGGUCCCAAAGGGCACAAAUAUCAUUCUGAACACCGGCCGAAUGCAUCGCACAGAGUUCUUCCCCAAACCCAACGAAUUGAAUCUAAAAAACUUUGAAAAGAAUGCUCCACGACGUUACUUCCAGCCAUUCGGAUCCGGUCCUCGAGCCUGCGUGGGCAAACAUGUUGCUUUGGUCAUGAUGAAAUCAAUCCUGGUGACGCUGCUCUCCCAAUAUUCCGUGUGCCCUCACGAGGGUUUGACUUUGGACUGCCUCCCGCAGACCAACAACCUCUCCCAGCAGCCUGUGGCGCACCAGCACGACAGCCAAAGUCUCACCAUGACAUUCUUACCCAGAAAGAGAGGACACUGGGACCCUCUUUGAGACUUUUUGUUUGCCUUCUCUCUUCCCAGACAUUUAUAUCGUGACCACAUACGUACAAUACAAUACAGCUUACCUAUUUAUUGGGUACACAUUAUUCAUGAUAAACAAUUGCCAAAUGAAUGCAUUAGAUACAUUGAGCUACUUUGUGUUUUGCUGUUGUGUGGCUGUACAGGGCUUAUUUGCAUGUGUAUUGAAUUCACUAUCAUACAUUAAACUGUAUUUUAUUAUUAUUAUAUUUUUCACUUUCAAUAAAUUAUUGCAGAGGAUUGUGGCAAUAUUUUGCGUCGU